Messenger RNA from Trichomycterus rosablanca, 4700 nucleotides. RefSeq names its product integrator complex subunit 7-like. Bases 1158 to 4034 code for a protein of 958 amino acids. Gene Ontology annotation, cellular component: integrator complex. The record is from RefSeq and is a predicted model, not a curated record. Lineage: Eukaryota; Metazoa; Chordata; Actinopteri; Siluriformes; Trichomycteridae. Gene Ontology annotation, biological process: snRNA 3'-end processing. The transcript has 21 exons.
CGGAGGCAUUCCUCUGGGCAUGGCCCGCUUCUUCUUCGUCUGCGGCGUGCUUCUCUCCGUCUUCAUGUGAGCUCCACUGAUCUGCUUCAUCUGCCUGUAGAAACCACCUAAAGCAGGAGGAUCAAUGAAGAGUCGGUGAUGGUUCAUAUCAGCCGUUUUAGAACCGUACGCACCGGACUAUUCACGAGAACCUUCUUACCUUUCUUACUACACCGCGUGUCCCACACCAUGAUGUUCCCGUCCCUGCCGCCGGUGCAGAACACCGCUGAGGGGGAGAAAUUAAGAAAAAAGGGUCUCAGAACUGAUGAGUGCAUUUACCAAGCAAGGCACAGCUAAUCAAACACCUUUAAUGGAUGGUACUGGAUUAUUAACAUCAAGGGUGCUGCCCAAGACCCGGUCUAAGACCCUUAGGACCGCCGUGCCACCCAAGCACCCUCAACAUGAACCCACGUGUACUGUACAGUACUGUAGGUGUUACCUUUCUCGUGUUUAGGGAAGGCCACGGUCUUCAGGCUGCACUGAUGGCCCUUGAAGGUUCCCAGGAGCUCCCCGGUAACGACGUCCCACAUACGAGCCGUCUGAUCACCCGACGCCGUCACCUGCACACCGACACGACACACACAGUGAAAACGCUCCAGGGUCCACACGAUUCAUCAACACCGAAUCAACGGCUCCUGGUUUCAUUCACCGGGACGCUCGGACUCACCAAGCUGUUCGCUCCAGGAACCCACGAGAUGUCGAACACUGCGUUAUCAUGAGCCAUCCAUUCUGCAGAAGAAACGGAAACACAGUGUUACUGAUGCAAAAGUGUCAUCCUGCAGCAACAGGUCAUGAAGGACACGCGGUUCUACCGCUCUGUCUGCAGAUGUCACCACAAGAUAGAAACUGACAGAAAGCGUGCAGUCUACAUACUGUGUAUUCACACUUGUAUUGCGACAACUCCCGCCUCCGAUCUCGGAUUGGCUAACAGUUUUGCAUUCGGUGCAAUGAUUGGUUUAUAUUCUUCACUCUAACUCUACCAGCGAAUCGUCGCUCCUGUUAUGCAUAUGCCGUAAUACGGGUAGGAAAGUAACAACCCGGUGUAACUCAUCAAUACAGCUAGUUUUUAAAGUCUCGUAAACAAAAUUAAAGAAUUUAUAUUUUUAUUGUGAAUAGAAAUGUCUCUCUCUACAGCGCGGUCGUUCUUAUCGGAGGCUGGAUAUGGAGAACAGGAGCUGGAUGCUAAUUCUGCUCUCAUGGAGCUGGACAAAGGCUUGAGAUCCUGCAAACUGGGAGAACAGUGUGAAGCCGUGGUCCUCUUUCCCAAACUCUUCCAAAAAUAUCCCUUCCCAAUCCUCAUCAACUCCGCCUUCCUCAAACUGGCCGACAUAUUCAGACUUGGGAACAAUUUCCUGCGGCUGUGUGUGCUGAAAGUGACGCAGCAGAGCGAGAAACAUCUGGAGAAGAUCCUAAACGUGGACGAGUUUGUGAAACGAAUCUUUUCUGUCAUCCAUAGCAAUGAUCCUGUUGCCAGAGCCAUCACCCUCAGGAUGCUGGGCAGCCUGGCGUCCAUCAUUCCCGAGAGGAAGAACGCCCAUCACAGCAUCCGCCAGAGCCUGGACUCCCAUGACAACGUUGAGGUGGAGGCUGCCAUCUUCGCAGCGGCCAGUUUCUCAUCCCAGUCCAAGGACUUUGCAGCUGGAAUUUGCAACAAAAUCAGUGAAAUGAUUCAAGGUUUGGCCACCCCGGUGGAGCUGAAGCUGAAGCUGAUCCCGAUGCUUCAGUACAUGCAUCACGACGCAGCUCUGGCCUCUCGGAGCAGGGAGCUGCUGCAGGAGCUGGUGUCCUCGUACCCGUCCACGCCCAUGGUGAUCGUUACCCUGCACACCUUCACCCAGCUGUCCAUCUCUGCCCUCAUGCACAUUCCAAAACAGAUCGAUUUGCUGCUGCAGUAUCUGAAGGACGACGCGAGAAAGGCCGUGAAACGUCUCGCCAUCCAGGACCUGAAGCUGCUCGCCAAGAAAGCUCCUCACAUGUGGACCAGAAAGAACAUCCAGAUUUUGUGCGAGUGUGCCCUCAGUACCCCGUACAAUGGUGUAAAACUGGGCAUGGCGUCGGUCCUCUCGACUCUCUCUGGAACCAUCGCCAUCAAGCAGUACUUUAACCCCCCCACAGGUGAACCUUCUCCGGCUCCUCACCUCACCGACCUUGUCAAGCUGGCGCAGGAAUGCUGUUACCAUAGCGACCUGGCCGUGGCGGCCCACGGCAUCACCGUGCUGGCUAACAUCGCCGUCUCCUGUCCAGAAAAAGAUGUUGUGGAGCUGGAGCAGAACACGAUGAUUGGGAUGGAAUCACUGCUGAUGUUGUGUAGCCAGGAGGACAGCGCUACAGCACACACCACGCUUAAAACGGCGAUGACGUGCACGGUGAGGAUGCUGCGGGCGCGUCCCCACCUCAGUCAGGUGGCCGUGGAGUUUUUGCUGUCCCAGCUGCACCACGCCUGCGACUCGGCCCGCGUGGUCAUCUGUCACGCCCUGGCCGCCAUCGUCGCCCAGCUGCCCGUGUUGGGAGAGAGCAUGCUGGGAGAUCUGCUGGAGCUGUACCGGAACGCCACCCUCAGGAGCUCGGAUCAACAGCAGGAACUACUGGUGUGCUUGGCGACGGUGGUGUUCGUGGCGAGUCAGGCGUCUCUGAGCGCCGAGGCCAAAUCCGUCAUCCAGCAGCAGCUGGAGGCCUCGGCUAACGGCUGGACGGUGUACCGCGUGGCCCGCCAGGCCUCGCGCAUGGGCUGCCACGAGUUCUCCGGUGAGCUGUAUCGGAACCUGCGCACCCGCGUCGCCUCCGAACACUUCUACUUCUGGCUGAACGCGCUGAUGGAGUUCUCACAGGCCGAGUGCUGCAUGAGCGGCCUGACCGACGGAGACUACAGCGCCGCCGUCAGCGCCAUCACCGAGGCCCUCAAGUCCUACCAGAAAGGCUUCACCUCUCUCACGGCUGCCAGCACCCCCCUGAGUCCUCUGACGUUCCAGUGUGACUUCGUGAAGCUGCGCAUCAACAUGCUGCAGGCUCUGGCUCAGCUGGUCUGUACCUGUAACAGCCUGAAGACCAGCCCUCCGCCUGCCAUCGCCGCCAGCAUGGUGCUGUCCUCCGGGAACGAGCUGCAGCGCUGCGGCCGCAUCUCCCAGCAGAUGAAGCGCUGCAUGGAUGAAUUCCGCAGCUUGGCCGGACGUUACUCUGACCUGUACCAGUCCUCCUUUGACGCCGACUCGGCCACGCUCAGAAACGUCGAGCUGCAACAGCAGAGCUGCCUGCUCAUCUCCUACGUGAUUGAAGCUUUAAUACUCGACCCUCAGAGCGCCAGUUUUCAGGACUUCGGGGCGGCGGGUUCGGUUCAGGCCGAGAGCAAGUACGAGCGCGGGAUGCUGGCUGUGUUCAACCUGGUCCUGGAGGAGGUGGAGGCCCUGAGCAGGAAACACCCUCCCGUCUCCUACCUGCACACCAACUGUCUGUGCGAUGCCGUCAUCGCCCUGCUGAAGGUGCCGCUGAGCUUCCAGAGAUAUUUCUUCCAGAAGCUUCAGUCCACCAGCAUCAAGCUGGCCUUGUCUCCGUCCCCUCGAACCCCGAGCGAGCCCAUCCCGGUGCAGAACACCCAGCAGCUCACCCUGAAGGUGGAGGGCGUGAUCCAGCACGGCUCCACGCCCGGUCUCUUCCGCAAGAUCCAGGCCGUGUGCCUGAACGUCAGCUCCGCCCUGCAGUCCAAACCCACCCCCGACUUCAAGGUUCCUCUGGAGUCCAAGUCCAACGAGAUGGAGCAGCGCGUGGAGCCGCACAACGACUACUUCAGCACCCAGUUCCUGCUCAACUUCUCGGUGCUGGGGAGCCACGGCGUGACGGUGGAGGCGAGCGUGGUGGACGAAAGCGGCGUCCAGUGGAAGACCGGACCCAAGAGCACCGUCAGCGUCAAGUCCAUGGAGGAUCCGUACUCGCAGCAGCUCCGCCACCAGCAGGCCGGGGCUCCGUCGGCCCAGCGGAACAUCGCCGCUCGCUUCCAGUGAGCGCGUCGCUACAUACAUUCGGCACGGCUCACAUCUGGGUGGGCGUGGCACUCCGGCUCUCGGGAAGCAGACUCUGACGGACCUGUGAUAUUCUUAUGAAACACCUCGGCACGUUUGUGUGUUUAUUUGAGGUGCGGCGUCUGUCUGAGCGUCUGUUCCUUUAUAAAUAAACAUUUUCUCAUCCGCAAACCCGAAAUCCAAAAAAACAGAGGCAGAAGCAAAACAAUGUAAAUAAAACUGCCUUUUUUUUAUCUGCAAAAGCUUCUUUUUUUAUUCUGAUUCAUUUUAAUUGUAACUUCCUCGACCGCCUGUGUGGGCUUCCAGCCGGUCGAUAGCACAGCCAAGAUUCACAUUGUCUUGCAAAUCUUUUAUAACUGUAAUUAAAAAGUACAGACGCUGGAUGGCACAGCGGUCUGGUCUUACGCGCUGGCACACCACCGUGUUUUUAGCGUUUAGCAUUAGCAUAGGGUUUAGAUUAGUUUAUUCUGUUCAUGGUGUUCAUUGUGUUUUAUUCCUCACGUUCUACGUUUAUCGUUCGCGGCAGUUUAUUCCUGCCGUGUUCUUCAUGUACGCCGAUUUGUUUCCUCGUCCCUAGUUAGUACCUGUCGUGUUUAGUCUUAGUCCCCUCGUUGCUUUGUUUAUUUCUCUAAUAAAUAAUAAUAAUAA